AAGAAAAGCUUGCUCCAUCAGAUGUUUUUUUCUUCAUGGCAUCAGAGCAGGAACAUAGUAUCCUAUUUUCUGCUUCUUCCUUCUCUUCUUGUGGAUUGUAUUCCUUCUUCAAGCUAUAGAUGGCUGGAGAAAUUUCUUCUGGUACUGAUGACGUUAAUCCUUUCAGUAUCAAUUCCAAUCCAAACAUGUCAAGUGUUUAUGAGGUUGAGGGUAAUCCCAAUUAACGUUUGAGUUCAGUUUUAUUAACUGAAUGUAUACAAUUAUCUUUCCUGGUCUAGAGCUGUCACUUUGGCACUUGGAGGAAGAUCAAAGCUUGGAUAUGUCAAUGGAGUUAUACCAAUGUCUGACAUCAACUCCACCACUUAUGAUGCUUAAUUGGCUUUGCAAAGAUCAACUUGUCAUGUCUUGGUUGCUCAACUCCAUGGAGCCCAAGAUUACUGAAAUUUUUAGCUACUCAGAAUCAUCCAUGCACCUGUGGAAGCAUGUCAAAGAGAUGUAUGGAAACCAAAACAACUCUGCUCGUGUUUUUCAACUCAAGAAAGAUAUUGCUAGUCUCCAACAAGAGGAGAAGUCUUUUGUUCAAUAUCUUGCAAGCCUAACAAGUAUGUGGAAUGAGUUAGAUGUAUAUCGACCUCACACCACAGAUGCUAAUGUCCUAUUGAAGAGGGCUGAAGAAGACAAGAUUUUUCAGCUUCUCGCUAAUCUAGGCUCAGAAUAUGAAGACUUGAGAAGCCACAUCCUUAUGAACUCUGAGCUGCCUUCCUUCAAAAGUGUGUGUGGCACCGUUCAAAGAGAAGAACUUCGAAGGAAAGUGAUGAACCUGGACGUCAAGACCAAUAUUGCAGAUUCAAGGGCAUAUGCUUCAAAUCAUAAGCAAGCUGAUGAUAGAGUCUACAAGGGUAAGCGUCCAGACUUGAAAUGCAACCACUGCAGUGGCAUUGGUCACACAAAGGAUAGGUGCUGGAUACUUCAUCCACAAUUGAAGCCAAAGUUUUCAAAGGAAAACAAAAGCAUAUUAAAAAACUGGAGUACCAAUCCUCACAAGGCCAACCUUUCUUCCUCUUCCACCUCAGAUGGGAUGUUAGAUUUCACUUCAAAUCCAACUUCACUCAUAAAUGAGUUUGCUGUUUACCUUCAACAAAAGCAGAAGAAGACAGAGGAUACAAGUGCAACUGGAGCUGAAAAUCACACUGCCUUACUGGGCAAGUUUGCAGGCUUUCUUGCUGAAACUGACAAUGUGAAUCAAAGUGAUAUUCCAGGACAUCAUUACUCAGAGGACGAUUGGUGAAGGUUUUUUUUCGAAUGGACUUUAUUACUUAUCUAAGAAGUCCAAGGUCUUUCAAGCUAGUUCGAGUAUUGCUCAAGAUCACCAUCUUUGGCAUCAACGCUUAGCUCACCCUUCAGAGAAAGUGUUAUCUAUUUUGUUUCCAAGUUUGAACUAUUACAACUAUCAUUGUGAAGUGUGUCAACUAUCCAAAUUUGCUAGAUUACCUUUUAAUUCUGUUUGGCUCCAAUUUUGUUGCAGCUGGUCAACAGUCUCUUUUUUGCACGGACGUGCCAGCACCGUUCGGGUGCGGUCGUCGGGGGUGUCCAUUGACCUGACUUCUAUCAAGCGAUUGUAGACGAGGAGAGCACCAACCUCGUCGUGGGAUUCUUUAUGCCUCGUGGCGAGGACUUUUACUGAGCUUCUUGAAAAUCACAAUCGAUACUCGAUGUUGUAGAUCGAGCAGAGCGAGAACCACUGGGAAGUAGAGAGAACUUGCUAAAGCGUGACUUUAGCUUGGCUGGUUUGCAAGGGCGUUACCCUUUCUUGGCUGGUUCCAUAACCGUUGUGGUCGUGGUACUACAAUCGGCUCCCGAGGAGACUAGGACCGAAGUACGUUGACAGAGGGUUUGGUGGCACUGAAAGUCGGCUUCUGAGAAGACUGGGACUAGGAGUGUGAUCACCGAUAAGAGAAAGAGAAGGAGAGGAGUUGCUCUUAGAGAGGUUUGCUCUAGAGAGACUUAGAUCAUCUUAGAGAUGUAUUGAUGAGUGAAUUGUGUGUUUAAGUGUUUCAUUGUAACCUCUAUUUAUAGGCUACCAUGCCAAGGUGUUUAGCAUUAAACAAAUGAUAGUGGAGCAUUAAUUGGAGAUAAGAAAUGAUGAAUUUUGGAGAUAAGGAAGCAUAAUUGGAGAUAAAGCAUGAUGAAUUUCGGAGAUAAGGAGAUAAGGAGGCAUAAUUGGAG
Rosa rugosa (rugosa rose) is the source of this 2226-nucleotide messenger RNA. RefSeq lists its product as uncharacterized. Lineage: Eukaryota; Viridiplantae; Streptophyta; Magnoliopsida; Rosales; Rosaceae. The transcript has 2 exons. The record is from RefSeq and is a predicted model, not a curated record. Bases 251 to 1288 code for a protein of 345 amino acids.